Molecule: messenger RNA, 1289 nt
Organism: Branchiostoma belcheri (Belcher's lancelet)
Lineage: Eukaryota; Metazoa; Chordata; Leptocardii; Amphioxiformes; Branchiostomatidae
Product: clathrin light chain-like
Exons: 6
Coding region: 45-788 (247 amino acids)
Biological process (GO): clathrin coat assembly; clathrin-dependent endocytosis; intracellular protein transport
Cellular component (GO): clathrin coat of coated pit; postsynaptic endocytic zone cytoplasmic component; synaptic vesicle membrane
Molecular function (GO): structural molecule activity; clathrin heavy chain binding
Source: RefSeq, a predicted model, not a curated record
CAACUGCCGAGAAUACCCGAACAACGCCCUCAUUACUACCAAAGAUGGCGGACGGACUCGGUGAUUUCGAAGAUCAGCCUGCCCAACAGCAGCAAGAAGAGGACCCCGCGGCCGCCUUCCUGGCUCGGGAGCAGGAUGAGUUAGCAGGUUUAGAAGAUGACGACGUGGCGGGCUUACAGGAGGAGACUCCAGCCGCCCAAGUUCCAAGUGCCAUGGAUGAUAACCUGGACUUUCUAUCAGGUGGUGGAGAUGGGGGUGGGUUGGCUGACUUUGAGGGGGAACCAAGUCAGCAGCAAAAUGAAGACAUCUUCGGCGCUGACCAGGGACAGCCACAGAGCAACGGCCCUGUGCCCACCCCUGCACCCAGACGGGAGGAACCAGAGAAAAUCCGCAAGUGGAGAGAAGAGCAGAAGGCCAUGCUGGAGAAGAAAGAUGCCGAGGCAGAGCGGCUGCGGGAAGAGUGGAAGAAGGAGGCUGCAGAUGAGCUCAGGAAGUGGUACGCACAGAGGGAGGAACAGCUGGAGAAGACCAAGGCUUCCAACAGGGUUGCAAACAAGGAACUGCUAAAGCAGCUGGAGGAUGAUGCUCUUGCGACGCACACGCGCCGCAGCCGCACGUCAGCAGAAGAGGCAUUCCGAGAGGAAGUUGCGGAGUCGAACCCCGGCCAGGAGUGGGAGCGUGUGGCGCGCAUGUGUGACUUCAACCCCAAGAGUUCUAAGGGCAGCAAGGACACAGGGCGCAUGAGAUCCAUCCUCCUUCAUUUGAAGCAGGAAGGGCUGCAGCGUUAGAAAACAUAGCCUCUCAUUGGGGACAAUAGAACAUGAUGAAGAUAGCAGCACAUUUAAAAAUCAAUAUCUAACACGUAUAUAUGUAUAUCCCAGGUAGUGUCAUGUAAUUGUGCUACUACAGUUUUACUAGAAAGUCUGUAAGAAGUGUCUGUUUUGGAAGAUGGUGAUAAUUCAAAAUAGUAGAGAGUCUGCGAUUUGAAUGAUUAAAAGUAAUAAGUCCUUUUUUGGUAUGCCAAAUUCACUUGUCCAGCAACAUUCUGGGGGAUAUUGCAAUUAGAAUAAUGCUCCAUAUCCAUUUUUUUUUACAGUUAGUCCUUUUAUGUGAAGAAUUGAUAGUGUCCAAAAGCUCCAAGCAGCAAACAAUCUGUGGUAGUGAUUAAUAGAUUUACUUGCAUAUCUAAAAUACAAUCUAAAUAUCAUGAUGUAGUAGAGGGAACUAGUAACACUAAAACAAAGGUGAUUAUGAAAAUGCAUAAUAAAGCAAUGUACAUUCCCACCUCA